GAACACCAAGUCACGUGACGGCAGGCGUUGGACGCCGUACAAAUACGGAGCAGGUUUGCUGUACCUUGUAUUGAUCACGUUGACAAGCCGGCGGGAUUUAGAGCAGCGGCCAAACAAAAACUUUCUUCAAAACAACCCCAGCAUGGUCUCUGCCAGCGCAAUGCAAGUGUCUGCCAUCGUUGUUUUAUUUGGCUGUGUCAUUUCUGGAACCUUGGCUUGUUUUAUCAGGAACUGCCCACCCGGCGGUAAGCGAGGAAUGGACAUGAGUGGACACAACGCACGAGAGUGUAUGGCUUGUGGUCCCGGUGGUAGCGGGCAAUGUGUAGGACCGAACAUUUGCUGUGGGAGUGACAUUGGAUGUUAUUUUGGAACCCAAGAAGCCAGUAUUUGCCAAAAGGAAAACGAAAGCACCACGCCAUGUGUAAUACGGGGGUCAGCCUGUGGGUCAAGAGGUCAAGGUCACUGUGUAACCGAUGGAGUGUGCUGUGAUGAAGAGGCGUGUUCCUUUAACUCACGAUGUGAUGUUCGAGCAAGUGAUCGGCAGACGUCCAAAGCAGAUUUGAUUAAACUUGUUCAACAACUUCUUCGCUCAAAAAACUACGACUGAGAGAAAUAAUGCUGCGUCGCUAUAUUAUGUGACGAGCUCGAGAACAGAGAGUGACAAAGACUCCGCGUAUACUGCCAAACACAGGAAAAGACAACCACCUACACGCUCGCCUUGGCGUACCCCUGCAUUUACAUCAUUCAUGUGUGACGAUGGAGAUUAAUAUAUAUAUUUAAAGAAGCGUUAUCAUAUAGAUGGCAUUCUUGAAUCAAGGAAAUAUACAGCUUACAUCACAUUGCUUUGUUUUAGUAUUAAUUGCUUUUGAUUGAAUGUUUCAGGGUAAAAUAAUUAAAUUCAUAUAUUAAAUAAAAUUGUAUACAUUAUUUAUAUUUAUAGUGGAUGGAUUCUUUAAUCUUGUUUUCAUUUAUUAGACUAAUGACGUAUUUGUGAUGAGAAAAAAAAAGGCACCGCCGAAUACUAGAUAUCCCAGGAUAAAAAAUACGUGUAUAAGCCUUCCUAUGUUUCCUUGAUUUUUGGUACCAAACAUACAUCACAUAUGAAUCAUGCGCAUUAUUUCUCUCUACAGACCAGUAGAUUAUAUCGCCCCUAGAUAAUCUGUAUUUGGUUGUACUGUACUGAACGUAUUUGAGAUGACCCCGUCAAGGACUUGUUGUCGGAACCCUACACAAAGACGAUAGCAGACCCCCUAUCAUAUGGACUGAUAAGAAUAUGAAAUUUGUUGUAACACGCAGGUUAUGUUACUACAAGCUCUCAAGGUCAAGAGAAUUAUCGGCGAUAAGCGAAUAUUAAGACGUGAUGAUUUUAGUUUUAAAAAAAAGUGUUUUGUCCGAACCAUACAGUGUUUAACAUACAGCAUCAAUAAAGAUUCUUUAUAGAA
Haliotis rufescens (red abalone) is the source of this 1442-nucleotide messenger RNA. RefSeq names its product conopressin/neurophysin-like. The transcript has 3 exons. Bases 143 to 607 code for a protein of 154 amino acids. Gene Ontology annotation, cellular component: secretory granule; extracellular region. NCBI's taxonomy places the organism in Eukaryota, Metazoa, Mollusca, Gastropoda, Lepetellida, Haliotidae. The record is from RefSeq and is a predicted model, not a curated record. Gene Ontology annotation, molecular function: neurohypophyseal hormone activity.